UUAUAAACCUUCAUUCCGACGUCACGGUCUCGCGAGACUGUGACUUCCGAUGUCUGGCUGAGCAAGCUGUCAGGAACCGAGGAAUUAGUUAUUUGAACGGAGUUGCGGGAAAUUUGAACAGCGAUUUGGAAGUGCGUUAUGAAGAGUGGCACUGUUGGGCGGAUUUGCUAAAGAGACCGUUUUAUUCUGCAAGCAUGGCAGCAAAGCAAAAUAAUCAAGAACACGUUCUUAAACUUGAAGAGGAAGUAGAACAUUUGACUGAAGAGUUGUCUCAGUGCCAGGCUGACAAGGAAUUUGUAUGGUCACUAUGGAAGCGUCUACAGGUGGCUAAUCCUGACAUAACACAAGCGAUUGGUUUAAUAGUGGACAGAGAGAAGAGUAAAGCAGAGUCCAAAGACAGGAAGGUGCUGGAAAUUUUGCAGGCAAAGGAUAGCAAAAUAGAGGAACUUGAUCAGAGAACAUCAGGGCAACAGCAAGAAAUAAACAACUUAGUUCAGAGAAAGAUCGCUGUAGAUGAAGAAAAUAUAUUACUGAAGAAGGAACUGAAUGACCUCCAAGAAAAAUUAAAAGAUAAAAGUCAAGAACUUAAGAGUAAUAAGGAGAAUAUGCAAGAAAAUGGAAAACAGACAGCAGUGAUUUUAAAAAAUCUUGAGCUGGAAAAGGAGGGGUUGAGGAAGAGAUGUGCUGACCUGCUCAAUGACCUGGAGAAAGCAAAGAAGCAAGAGGCACAGUGGAAAGAAGACAAAUCUGGCAUUGAUGGCAAAAUAAAGGAUAUGGAAAUUGACUUAAAUGAAACCAGAAUACAGAUGGAGGCUAUGCAUAGCAAAAUAAAUGGGCUGUCAUCACAAGUCGUUGUAAAGCAGACAGAGUUGGCACAGAAAGAAACUGAUUUGACCAGGUUGAGAAAAGAGUUGCAGGAACUGCAAAACCUAUACAAGCAAAGCAAUGAACAUGCAUCACAGCAAGCUGAGCUGAUCCAACAGCUUCAGGCUCUUAAUUUGGAUACUCAAAAGGUAUUAAGAAAUCAGGAAGAUGCUCACACUACUGAAACAAUCUCAUACCAGAAGCUUUACAAUGACUUGAAUGUCUGUUAUGAAAUGGCAAAGUCCAGUGAGGCUCAACUCCGGCAGAGUAAUAUUGCGCUCACAGAGCAGCUACAUCAAAAGGAACAGCAGAUUAGCCAGCUCCAAGUGAAACUGCAAGAAGCCCUCAGUGUUUUACCCAAGUCACCUCAAGAACCUCAGGACUGUGAACAUCCAUCCUUGGUAGAAUUGGAACUCAUAAUAGCUUCUCAGAAAUCAGAAAUCAAAUUUCUACAGGACAAGCUUAAAACAACAGACCUUCAGUUAACUCAAGUAAAUAAUUGUGGUGCCGAUGCACUUGAGAGCAGCAUCCUGAGGGCUGGGAGAAAGCAUGAGGCGCAACCUGCGAAACGUUCAAGGUCUCUGUCCCCAAAAGGAUUUUCCAAAGAGUCAGAAGAGUUAAAGAAGCUUAAGAUAGCAGAAAAGAGAAUUGAGCAUUUAGAGAAAGCACUCCAGAUUAAGGUACAGGAAAAUGCUGAAAUCCGAAAAGCUCAUGAAAGGCGAAGAGAGAGGCUACUGACAUUGCAAAGUACUUAUAGGGCAUUAAAACAACAAAUAGAGCAAUGUGAAGAGGACUAUACCAGCAGAAAAGAAAAUAAAAAACGAAGCCAGCGUGCAGAUCCAUGGCAACUUCGGCAUGAAGACUCUGAUGCAGUGUGGAAUGAGCUUGCUCACUUUAAGAGGCAACACAAAAAACUUCUUGUUGAAAAAAUGAACUUAGAAGAGGAACUAGAUCAAAUCAAGGUGCAGGCAUCUGCAGACAAAGUAACUAUACAAGAAUUAAACGGAUGUCUUCAGCAGGAGCGAGAAGAACUGCUUUAUAUACUUGCCAAAGAGGAAGACAUUAUCAGCAGUACCCCAAAGAAAAAUAAAGAUGAGGUUUUGUACCAGGCCUUGCGCAAGGCAAAUCGUUUGGAAACACAUCUAAGUGGAUUAGAAGCAGAAGUAAGAAAAUUAAAAGGAAUAAAUGAAGAAUUAAUUGGAGAGAAACAUUCUUUAAAACUAUUCAUAAUUAGUCUACAAAAAGACGCAGAAACUAGAGAGACAAAAAUGCAGAAACUGACGACUGAAAAUAUGGAAGCAUAUCAAGUGAGAGAGAAUUUAGAGGUGAAGAAUGCAGAACUAAUUAACGAGAUCACAGCACUGAGGAUGCUAUUGGAAGAUGGUAACAAACUGCAAAAUGAAAACCGGGAUCUCCUAAGGCAAAUAGAGAACCUACAACGUGCUCAGGAGCGAGUUAGAACAGUUCCUGUUCUAGCCGUUAGGGAGUUGAACAGUAGGCAAAGAACUAAAAAGCAUAUAGUCAACAAAGUUAAACAAAGAGCAGUCAAGAAGAUCUCUGUGAGACGUCACCAAGCUUUUCUUAAUCAGUCUAUCAAGGUUAUGAGCAGUGUAUUUGAGAACUUCAGCAGAGACGGAUGGGAAGAUGUUAGUGAAGACAGUGAUUCGGAGGGUCAAACUUUGGGAAGUGAGGAAGAUGCUAAAACAGCUACAUCUGAAAAUGUGUGUAUGAAUUACACAAACUCAGCUGAGGAAAACACUUGUUCUGAAUAUACUCAUUCAGGGUGUGAAGAUGCAAGUGAUGAAUUUACAUCUGGCAAGCAGAAUAAUCUGCAUGAGAGUGUAGCAAAGAAAAGAAACAUUAAAAAAUGUUGCACCAGGCUCCAUCCAACCGCUGUAAAUUCAGGGCACCGAGAGAAGAGAAACAAAAUCCUGGCAUACGGGCAUAUUUCCUCUGUGUCAUCGUUAAGACAAAGAGUUGCAACCUUACAGCACCAGGUGUCCGUGUUGCAGAAAGGAAAGCAAGUGGCUAGAGCUUCUGCAGACGAGCUAAAGAAAGAGAAGAUAAAGCUAGCAGCUGAACUGCAUCUGGCACACCAAAGACUUCAAAUCAGCAAGCAGAUGGCAAAGAAAUUGUCGGCAGAACUUACUGAAUUUCAUCGGGGAAAAGAGUAUUUGGAAAGAUCUGCAGAGCAGAUGAAAGAACAGCUGAAUCUAGCCAAAAGAUCAUCAGAAACGCAGAGCCUUCUGACCUCAGAUCAGUCUCCAGUCGCACAAUUAACGCAAUUGAAGAGUUCAGACCAUGAGAUGAAGCAGCUCCAGACUAAACUUAAGAAUAUGACUGUUGAAAUAACGAAGCAAACCACAACGAUUAAAUAUUUGAAAAAUGAAGUCCAGGAAAAAGAGGACCGUAUUCGGGAACUGCAGGAGAGGGUUGCACGAAUGGAAAGGGAUGUCAACAUGAAAAGGCAUUUGAUAGAGGAUCAGAAAACGCGCCUGAAAACCUACCAGGAAAACGAGAGACCUAGCAAAGAUAUGUUAGAAAGUCUUGAAAGGAAGGUGAAGGCAUUGACAGAAGAAUGUUCUCACAAGAAGACAUCAAUUGAUUCAUUAAAGCAGAGGCUUAGUGUAGCUACAAAAGAAAAGGCACAGUAUGAGCAGAUGUACCACAAAGUAAGAGAAGACCUGGAAAAAAAGAAUGUUAAGGUCAGCAACCUUGAGACUAAAGUGACAGAAUCGGAGCGUGCCAUAUCUAAACUGGAAAACACAGCCACUCAGCAACUUCACAAUUUAGCGGCACAAAGUGAACAAGCUUUGGAAGUAGUUCAGAAUAAACUGCUGCUGGUUAACAGAAGGGCCGAGGAGCUUGCCACAUUUGUAAAGAGCCUAGCUAAAGAGCUGCAGUUAAAUACAGAAGAAAUCAGAAAGGAAAUCCGACAAGCAAACUUACUUCAAGAAGCAAACAACGGUCCAUCCAAAAAAUCUGUUCACAAAGCACAAUCUCUGGCAGCCUCUAUCCUCAAUAUAUCAUGCACUGACCUGCAUGAGAUAUUAGAUGUUCAGGAUGAAGAGAAAGAAGCAAACAUGAAGCGGUUGGUGGAAUAUGAUAAAGAAUGGAUGAACCACAUAAUGAAGCUUCUUGAAGGACAGUUCCCUUUUGCCUCCAGCCUCCUGAAAGCCGUGAAGGAAAAACUCAACGAGAAGACUAGACUUAUUGAAGAAUGCACACUGCUGAAGAGAAAUACCUCCUGAAUCUACUCUAACUCUGGCAGGCAUAUUGCACUAAUGUUCAGCAAAUUUUUGGGACAAAAGCCAUUUGUACUAAGAUUUAUUUGUUUAAAUUGGGUUUAUUUUGUGCUCUAUUCUAGUGUUUUUGUGAAUUGGUUUUAAUCACAGUAUUGGGGUGAAGGAUUCCCCAGGCCACCUGACACGUAUCUGCUAUUAGAAGAUGGGAAACUAGAAAUCUACCAUGAAAAAUAGAUGCCAUGACCAUGUUUCCUACUAUACUGAUUCCUAAAUGAGUCACGGCACCUUGUCUCUCCAUUAAUUAUGUACAUAUGUAAGGACUUGCUAAUGUUUAUUAUGAGAACAAUAUAGAGAAGAGCAAAGUUUUUUUGUUUUUGGGAUUUUCAUUACAUUUAAUUUUCAACUGUUUAUUUAAAGGUUUUUUUGUUUUGUUUUUUAAACUAGAGUUUAUUUAUUAAAUGUGCAAUAAAAAAUUAUUCCAUUUUUUUUAGAAAUGCUGUAAGUCAAAAACUGCUCUUGUUUUUUCCUCUUGGUUUAUCAGAUGAUUCCCUGAUUGAUGCAGGCAAUGAAGAGGGAGAAUGUUUCUAUAUGUAACAUGUAAGAAUGCCCAAUGUUUCUCAGAUCAAGAUUUUGUUUGCACUGUUACACAACCACUCUUUUAUACAUGUCAUUAUUAAACAUUUUAUAACAGCCAA
Xenopus laevis (African clawed frog) is the source of this 4804-nucleotide messenger RNA. RefSeq names its product centlein L homeolog (gene cntln.L). Gene Ontology annotation, cellular component: centriole; centrosome. Lineage: Eukaryota; Metazoa; Chordata; Amphibia; Anura; Pipidae. The transcript has 27 exons. Gene Ontology annotation, biological process: centriole-centriole cohesion. Bases 195 to 4115 code for a protein of 1306 amino acids. The record is from RefSeq and is a predicted model, not a curated record.